UCAGACUGCAAAUCUAUGCCCCUUGCCCCUGAAAUUACUGUGAAAUAUAGUUAGUUUUGUGCAUUUUGAACAUUGCCGUCGGCUAAUCUUGCUUGAUAUAGAAGCGGGGGGUGAAAAAUGGCGAGCUUUGGACUCACACUCUCAUCAUCCAAAUUCAUGAUCAUCUCCAUUGCCUUGAUGCUGAUCGUGCCCUUUCUCUGCACACCAACAACAUCGUCUGAAUCUGAAUCUGAAUCUGAAUCUAAAUCUGAAGCUGCUUUUAUCAAGAAGACCAUCUCUUCCCACUCCAUCGUCAUCUUCUCCAAGUCCUACUGCCCGUAUUGUAAAAGGGCAAAAGCUGUCUUCAAAGAGUUGAACCAAACACCACAUGUUAUUGAGCUUGAUCAGAGAGAAGAUGGGUGGAACAUUCAGGAUGCCCUGAGUGAGAUUGUUGGCAGGCGUACUGUACCACAGGUGUUCAUUAAUGGAAAACACAUUGGAGGCUCAGAUGAUACUGUUGAAGCGUAUGAGAGUGGAGAACUAGCAAAGCUUUUAGGUGUUUCUGCAAAGUUUAAGGAUGAUCUUUAAGCCAAGAAUCCAGUCUCCAUGUGAUUUAUUCUCUUACUUUUGUAGGGUAGUGAUAUAACAGACUGUGCAUUAGUGUUCUGCUUUGUGGUUGCUAUUAUUGCUUUAUGCAAGUUUUCUUGAACAGAAACACUUCACUUAUGCUUUGAAGUAAUUGAUCAUCCUAAUUUUCUUAGCAAAACUCGAAUGAUCUGAAUUCAUGUAUGCAUUAUAAUAAUUCAUUAAGCUUUCUAUUUAUGAGUUGCUACA
Molecule: messenger RNA, 813 nt
Organism: Camellia sinensis
Lineage: Eukaryota; Viridiplantae; Streptophyta; Magnoliopsida; Ericales; Theaceae
Product: Glutaredoxin family protein
Biological process (GO): cellular response to oxidative stress
Cellular component (GO): cytoplasm
Molecular function (GO): glutathione disulfide oxidoreductase activity
Source: RefSeq, a predicted model, not a curated record